Pichia kudriavzevii is the source of this 1602-nucleotide messenger RNA. RefSeq lists its product as uncharacterized. The transcript has a single exon. Bases 1 to 1602 code for a protein of 533 amino acids. NCBI's taxonomy places the organism in Eukaryota, Fungi, Ascomycota, Pichiomycetes, Pichiales, Pichiaceae. Gene Ontology annotation, cellular component: eukaryotic translation initiation factor 3 complex; cytoplasm. The record is from RefSeq and is a predicted model, not a curated record. Gene Ontology annotation, biological process: translational initiation. Gene Ontology annotation, molecular function: translation initiation factor activity.
AUGUCUUUACUCAAUAUAGAUCUUUCAAAUCUUCCAUCGGUUGAAGAGCCAUGGGGACCAUCUAAAACCACUCCUUCAUCAUUAAGAUUUAAUGGUGUUCCAUACGCCCCAUUCAUUAAAAGUGAUAAACUGGGAAAAAUUGCUGAUUGGCAAGUUUCCAAGGAAGAAGAACAAUUGAAGGGUAACGCUAACCAGAAGAAGAGAGACGUAUACCAUGCUUACGGUGCAUCUGCAGCUAAAAUGUUUGGUGCAGAGACUGAAGACAAAGGUUUUUCUUUGGUUGAAAACACUACUACUUCUACUACUCAAAAGCAAGCUGUCCUAAAGGGUGGUAGAAAGCAAAAUACUACUGGAACCAAGAAGAAGGAUGCUGCAUCUGUUUUAAAGAAGACAGUGGCUCCAUCUAUCAAGAAAUCUGCACCAGCUGCUUCAAAACCAGCCAAAUGGGGUAAUGGUAACAAUAACAAAUGGGGAUCCAAUAAGUGGAACGCUGAAGAAACCAAACAAAGUGACGGAUCUAUUGCUAUUGGUGAGAAAUGGGUAUCUGUUGCAGAAAUUGAAUUUAAUAAACUAACCAAAUUAAACUUAGAUACCCCAAAACCAAUUACUUUAUCUACCAAUGGUACAAUGUACCAAUAUCAAAAGAAGUACGAAACAAACACCGUGGCUCCAUUAGAGCCAACUAUUAAGGUCAUUACACACCAAACUUCUUCUCAAGAUCCAAACUUGAAGAACUUUGCCUCCGAGGGUGCAGCUAAAGUUUUCAUCACUGAUGAAAUUAUUGCUCAACUAAUGUGUGCACCAAAAUCCAAUGCCUCAUGGGAUGUAAUUGUUACCAAAAAAGAUGGUAAGAUCUUCUUUGACAAGAGAGAAGAUACUUUCUACGUUCCUAUAGAUGAAAAUGCACCGCUUGCUGAUCUCAAAGAAUUUGAUGUAAACCAUCCUGCAAACUUGAAGUUGGAAUUCGAAGAGAUAACCAACUCUUACGUUCAAGGCUCACUUGGUACAAACUCUAAAAAGUUUGAAGGUAAAUCUCCAAUUGCAUCAUCUGCGGCAAUCUCUAAAGCUUACAAGUAUGUUAAGUAUGAAUUGCCUAACGGUACUUCAUCUGAUGAUGACCAAGGCACCAUUCCUAUCAUUGUACGUACGUCUUUUGAUGCAUAUAACAUUCUUGCAUCAUCCACAUUGUCAGUCCGUGCCCUAUUGCAAUACAAAUCGAAUGACUGGAGAGCCAAAUUUCAUGGCUCGUCUCAGGGAAACAUUUUUAUUGACGAAGUCAAGAAGAAUAAUAACAUGAUUUCUCAAUGGACUACUCAAUCUGCUCUCGCUGGUGUCAAUUCACUAAAAAUUGGUUUCGUUACCAGAGAAAACACAAAAUCAUUCAAAUCACACAUUGUUGCUGGUACAAUGACCUUUGGUGUCGAUAUGUUGAUGCAGCAACUCAAAGUCAACCUAAACAACGGUUGGGGUAUCUUAAAAUCUUUUAUUGAUAUUAUUGAACAUGAAGGUGGAGAAGGCGAUUAUAGAUUGGUGAUUUUCAAGGUCCCAAACUCUCAAAAGAUCAACAUUUACAAGGUUCCUUUUGAAUCUUUCGAUUUCUAA